AUGUCAAUAUUAAAAGUUGAAAUAAAAGAAUUAUUAAAAUCUAUUAUACAUGAACAAAUUACUGAAGACAUAUUGAAUAGAAAAGCUCCGUUAUUCUUUCAAUUACAAAAACAUGUUGUUGAAGAAUUGAUUCAUUUUCUUGCUGAACCAUCUUUAAUCGUUAUGAAUAAUUAUAAUGAUAAAACUAUUGAUGAACAAAUGUUAAUUAAACAAUCAAAUUUAGAUUUUCUUCUAAAUAUUCUUUUUAUUGAAUUAACAACAAACAAAGCAUGUUUAAAUAAUUUACCAUUGAAAAAUUUUCGAAUUGCUAUCAUGGAUUUAGUAUUUGCUCUGUUCGAAAGACAAAAAGAAUUGCUUUUAGUAUUAAAUGAAUGUUCAUUAGAAGCACGUAAUUUAUCGAUAACCCUUGAUGUUAUCAAUGUUUUAACAAACAAAACAAAACAAUGCCAAUGGCCUGAAUCCUUUCUUACACAAUCAAGUACUAAUUUAGGCGAAACGCUUCCAUUGACUAAAGAAAUAGUUGACGCAGCCGAUGUUUAUUUCAAUAGGAAUGCUGAUGAACAAUUAAUGAAAUUUAUGAAUCAGAAUAUCAAUCGUGAUUGGAAUCCAUUGCCACAUGAGUCACUUAAUCAAUUUAUCGAAAGUCUACCAGCUGAGUCUGUUCCUGAUUCAACCAAAUAUCAUUCAUUUAGUUAUUUACGUGAUAUACCAUCGAUACAUAUACAAACACGUGCUAAACUUUUCUAUUUAUUCAAUAUAUUCGUUGGAAAAGUCUUACCAAUAAUUGAUUUAAGUUUACCACCAGGCAGUAGUAAUCUUACGAAUCAAAUUCGAGCAGCACGAAAUUAUAUAUUGAAUACAACAAAAUUUCAAUUAUUUGAUGAUGCUUUAUCUCAAACUGCAUCUAGUGCAGGAUUAUCACCAGAGAGUGUAAAUUUUGACACUGUAAAAGCUAGUCUUGCUGAGCAUCCUGAAGAUACAAUGUUCUAUCAAGCAUAUAAGCAAUUAUAUUCUAAUGCGUCUCGAACAUUUCGACGAACGAAUGACGAAAGACCUUGGGUAGCCGUUUUUAUCGGCAUGCAUAGUAGUGAUGGAGGUGGACCCUUCAGAGAUUCAAUAACACGCAUGUGUGCCGAACUAUGCAGUACAAAAUUACCAUUAUUUAUUCUUUGUCCUAAUGGACGAACAAACAGUGGUUCAAAUUGUGAUCGAUGGAUUCCGAAUGUUUUUCCACCAAAUCGACCCAUAUCAGAUGAAUUCAAAAAUCAAUAUCGUUUUGUUGGAAAAUUAAUGGGCAUGGCUAUACGUACAAGAAACCUUUUAGAUGUUCGAUUUCCAAUUUUACUCUGGAAGCAAUUAGUACAAGAAAAAGUUACAAUCGAAGAUAUUGAAGCUAUUGACAUAUCAAGUUUUUCUAUUAUCAAUCAAAUGGAAGAAAAUAUUAAACAAGUAAAAAGUCUCAAUGAAUAUGAAGAUGGUGAUAUAAACAACAAUUGUGAUUAUUUAUUUAGUAGUAUUAUGAGUGAAUUAACAUUUGAUGUUGUUAGUUCAGCUGGACAAACGUAUGAACUUAUUCCUGAUGGUUUUCAUAUUCCUAUUACUGCUGCUAAUUUCGAAGAUUAUUGUAUGCGCUAUCGUCAAUAUCGUAUCAAUGAAUUUCAUCGACAAAUUGAUUUUAUUCGUCAAGGUUUAUAUAGUGUCGUACCAUCGGCUUAUUUAACUCUGUUUACUGCUAGUGAAUUAGAAGAAGCUGUUUGUGGUAAAGGUUAUAUUGAUAUUGCAAUGUUGAAACGUCAUACCUGUUAUAACAGCGAUAGUGAAACUACGCCACAUAUCGUUCGAUUUUGGUCUGUUUUAAGUGAGAUGUUUAGUGAAGAACAGAAAAAACUAUUUUUAAUAUUUGUUUGGGGACGAAGUACAUUACCGAAUAGAGACGACGAUUUUUCCUUGAGUUUUUCAAUAAGUCGUCUGGAACCAACUGGCAAUGUUGAUGAUGCUCUUCCAAAAUCGCACACAUGUUCAUUCGCUCUUGAUUUACCUCAAUAUUCAACUAAAGAAAUUGCAUAUGAACGUUUGAAUUAUGCUAUUACCUAUUGUUCCAGUAUCGAUGAUGAUUGGAACAUGAAUUAG
Molecule: messenger RNA, 2130 nt
Organism: Rotaria sordida
Lineage: Eukaryota; Metazoa; Rotifera; Eurotatoria; Philodinida; Philodinidae
Source: the annotation of a GenBank genome assembly